CUUCGUAGCGUCCUCCGGAUAUAACACUUGUAUCACUCAAAGCUCAAUCCUCCACCGCUCUACAUGACUUCGCGCAACUAUGCCAUCCUGGAGCCGCGAGCUUGCCGAGUUUGCCACCAGAAAGACAACAUCCUGCGCUGCUCUGGCUGCCAGGUCGUCUACUACUGCGGACGAGACCACCAAACAUCUGAUCGAGCCAGCCACAAGAAAUGGUGCCAGGUCAUCAAAAAAGCGCGUACGAGACUGGAGCGUGAGGAACAGGAUCUACGCGACCAGCCACCCAGUGCAUUCACCCCUCCGAACAUCUUUGAGACGGGCGUCGGUCACUUCUGGGGCAUCAACGAGACACGUCCCUACAUGCGCGCGCGCUAUCACCUUGGAGAUUCUCUUCUCAACGCUUUCACUACCAUCGGCGACCACUUCUUGGACAUGAUGCGGUUAUGUCGUGGGGACAACUUGGGUCUUCGGCACAUGAUUCCGGGGUUGUUUAUCCGCCUAGGCAGAGAUCAGGAGGCCUAUGACUCUGUCAAGUGGUAUGCAACUACCGGUAUUGACAGAAAUUACGAUUGGGGCGACAUAGACCUGCCAUUCCUAGAUGUGAAGGAUGCCGAUGUGCUCGAAUCGCUAGGAGGAAUGUGGACGACAGAAUACAUCAACUUGAGCCAUGCGGUAGCUGUGACGUUGGUCAAGAUCCGAGUCCUGCUGGAUCUACAGGCCAUUCAAAACGCUGCCAGGGCCUUCACUGGAGCCAUUCCGCAAGAAAUCAUCGACCUUAUCCGUGGUCAACUCGCCAGCAACGUCGUUGAGUCGCGCCCCAACCUUCUCAGGGAUAGCACGGAUGAGACCACAAGUCUUAUUAAAUCAAUCAAACAACAAGUAAGAGAGCUUCACGAAUCCAUCGAGGAUAUCAAUUAUCACUUUUGGCCAAUGCUUCUGGUCGAUCCAAUUACCAGCGCCGUUUCGAGGCCCAGCGGGUACUCACCUGGCUCAAGGGAGGAAGCUAGUCUAAUACUCUGCUACAAUUAUCCGGCGUGGGCUGAGACGCCUGGGGCUAUUGAAUUAAUUCAAAAUCUAUGCUAA
Molecule: messenger RNA, 1080 nt
Organism: Ilyonectria robusta
Lineage: Eukaryota; Fungi; Ascomycota; Sordariomycetes; Hypocreales; Nectriaceae
Exons: 2
Coding region: 64-1080 (338 amino acids)
Source: RefSeq, a predicted model, not a curated record